AUGAAUAAGUACGCAUUGGUGGUUGGUUUGUUAGUAUGUCAAAUCGUCUACGUAAAUAGUUGGGUCGUGGCUGCUCUCGGCGCCAUUAUUAAUAUCGUAGAUAAAACACAAGAGUGGACUGUUGAAGUACACAACGAAGGAAAACAUCAUGCUCAUAUGUGGUGCGCCUCUAAAGACGACAAGAUCGGUGGAGACGAUGGCGUUUGGGUGAAGCCGGGGGAUAAAAUAGUGUGGGCCUUCAAAAGACAUCGAACAACUCAGUUCUGGUGUAAUAUGGACUGGUAUGGACAGCGAGUGGGAUGGGAUGUGUUUGUUAACAACUGGCAGGAUGCUCCGAAUCCUACGAAAUGGUCCAUAAGGAAUGAUGGAGUUUAUGAUCAAUGGAGGAAUAGGAAGUGGCGCGACUUAAACAGUUAA
This is a messenger RNA of Danaus chrysippus (African queen), 417 nucleotides long. The record is from the annotation of a GenBank genome assembly. NCBI's taxonomy places the organism in Eukaryota, Metazoa, Arthropoda, Insecta, Lepidoptera, Nymphalidae.